Daldinia decipiens is the source of this 575-nucleotide messenger RNA. Its product is annotated as NDUFA12-domain-containing protein. Gene Ontology annotation, biological process: response to oxidative stress; mitochondrial respiratory chain complex I assembly. The transcript has 6 exons. Gene Ontology annotation, cellular component: membrane. Bases 140 to 541 code for a protein of 133 amino acids. The record is from RefSeq and is a predicted model, not a curated record. NCBI's taxonomy places the organism in Eukaryota, Fungi, Ascomycota, Sordariomycetes, Xylariales, Hypoxylaceae.
UGAAUAUCCGCUGGACCAAGGCGGAUUGGUUCCGCCCAAUUGAAUGGCGCCUUCGAUGCGAUGACCUCGAAUUAAACGUCUCUUACAUUUACGACAGCAACAUUGAAGGUGGCUGAAGUCCCAUUGAGCUUCGCCCACCAUGUCGACCAUCACAAGAACCCUGACCAACUUAUGGCGAGUAGGAAUAAAGGACUACUUUCACCAGCUCCAAAACAUCGGCGACACGAAAGCCGGUACCUUAAUCGGCGUUGACCGUCUUGGUAAUAAAUAUUUCGAGAACAACGAAGAACUGCCUCUACGAACCAGAUGGGUGGACUACAAGAGCUCCGACUUCGACACGGCCCAGAUUGAGCCAGGCUGGCACGCCUGGAUGGCCUACACCGUCGACAAACCACCUUCACAAGACCCGCUGCUUGCAUACAAGAGGCGAGUGUGGGAGGAUACCGAUGCGAAGACUAUUCUCAACUAUACUGCAACACGAGGAGCCUACAAGCCGUAUAGCACGUGCGUUACUACAACCCUGUAUCCGAGCGUCUACUAACAUCCUCGUAGAUCAAAGUCGAAGAUUACGAUGU